Messenger RNA from Colletotrichum karsti, 1413 nucleotides. Its product is annotated as aminotransferase class I and II. Gene Ontology annotation, biological process: biosynthetic process. The record is from RefSeq and is a predicted model, not a curated record. The coding region runs from base 1 to 1413 and encodes 470 amino acids. Lineage: Eukaryota; Fungi; Ascomycota; Sordariomycetes; Glomerellales; Glomerellaceae. Gene Ontology annotation, molecular function: pyridoxal phosphate binding. The transcript has 2 exons.
AUGCCGGCAAGCGACCGGUUGGACGGCGUUUUCGCGGCGCUCCUGGCCCGCCGGGAGGCCAAAAGCCAGCUCCGGCGGCUGACGCUCGUCCCGCCCGGCAGCGCCGACUUCUCGUCCAACGCCUACCUCUCGCUGUCGACCCACCCGGAGAUCCAGCGCCGGUACCUCGCCCGCAUCCAGGCCCACCUUGACCCGGCCGGCGGUGGUCUGCGGGACCGCGGCGCCCACGCCCACGCCCCGGCUCUGCUCGGGUCCGGGGGGUCUCGACUAUUGGACGGUAACAUGGCGCUUGCAGAGUCGUUAGAAAGCAAGAUCGCCGCUUUCCACGGCCACUCGGCGGGUUUGCUCUUCAAUUCGGGAUUCGACGCCAACGUUGGCCUGUUCAGCUGCGUCCCGCAGCCCGGAGACGUCAUCGUGUACGACGAGCUCAUCCAUGCCAGCGUGCAUGAUGGGAUGAAGAUGUGCCGGGCCUCGAGGAAGAUUGCGUUUGCACAUAACGCCGUCGAACCAAAUGAAAUCACUGCGGAUGGCCGAGUCUGGAACGAGGCGGCGGAUAGUCAUAGAGGAAACCGCAGCUUGAGCGAAGUACUCUCGGCAGUGCUGGCCGGCAGAGAAGGGAGGGAUAUAAGAGAGGGACACAGUAAUGUGUUCGUUGCCGUCGAGGGGGUUUAUAGCAUGGAUGGAGACGUUGCGCCCUUGAAAGAAAUCGUCGAGUGCGUCGAAAGGCUAUUGCCGCAGGGGAAUGGCUUGAUUAUUGUGGAUGAGGCCCAUUCAACAGGUCUCUUGGGCGAAAAGGGCCGGGGACUGGUUUGUGAGCUAGGCCUGGAAGACAGAGUUUGGGCACGAGUCCACACGUUCGGGAAAGCCAUGAGUUGCGCCGGAGCAAUUGUUCUAUGCUCACAACUAACUCGCUCAUACCUCAUUAACUAUGCGCGAAGCCUCAUCUACACCACUGCGAUGCCGUAUACAUCACUCGCCAGCAUACAAACUACAUAUGACUUCAUCAUGAGUGGCCAGUCUGAGCCGCUACUUCGUCACUUGUGGUCUCUCAUUGACCGCACACAUCAACUGCUUCUGGACAUCUGCAGCCAGCAUCAACCCGAGCCGGCCCUCCUAAGCCUCACGCCUGGAAAACCCAAGUCGCCGAUUAUACCCCUGUUUACGUCCAAUCCGCGAGGUUUGGCGCAGUACUGUCAAGAACGGGGCUUCAUGAUCCGCCCGAUCGUUGCACCCACGGUUCCGAAGGGCAGCGAGCGGGUGAGGAUAUGCCUCCACGCCGGAAAUAGUGUUGAACAGGUUGAGGGGCUGGUUUCCGUCAUUGAAAGCUGGCUUGUGGCCCAGAUGAGUCAGGCUGAGAACGAGGCUCAGAGGUUCGAGGCGACGGCGAUUGCAGGGUUGAAGUCCAGGCUUUGA